Molecule: messenger RNA, 3126 nt
Organism: Penicillium samsonianum
Lineage: Eukaryota; Fungi; Ascomycota; Eurotiomycetes; Eurotiales; Aspergillaceae
Exons: 3
Coding region: 1-3126 (1041 amino acids)
Biological process (GO): lactose catabolic process
Cellular component (GO): beta-galactosidase complex
Molecular function (GO): carbohydrate binding; beta-galactosidase activity
Source: RefSeq, a predicted model, not a curated record
AUGUCCGAGGCCGAUAGCAGCACCUGCGACUGGGAGAACCCGCGCAUCUUCCAGCGAAACAAACUCCCCCCUCGCGCAUACUUUCUUCCAGAAUCAUCACUGUCGCUGAACGGCCAAUGGGACUUUAAUUACGCGUUGUCACCCUUGCUGGCCCCGGAAGUCUCCAAUGACAAGAAGACCGACGCAUCGUCUGAAUCGGUGCAAUGGACAACCAUUUCGGUUCCUGGUCACUGGCAGCUACAAGGCCACGGAAAACCCAACUAUACAAACACCAUCUUUCCAUUUCCUUGUGACCCACCUAAUGUCCCCAGCCAAAACCCGACAGGUACAUAUCGGAGGUCGUUCGACGUGCCACCUGAUUGGGACUCAACCGCGCAGCUGCGGCUCCGAUUCGACGGAGUAGACUGCGCCUACCAUCUCUGGGUGAAUGAACAUGAAGUUGGAUAUGCACAGGGGAGCCGCAAUCCAUCUGAAUUUGACAUAUCGCAGUUCGUUGAUCGGAAGGCGAAAAAUGAUCUUGUUGUGCGUGUCUAUCAGUGGUCAGAUGGAUCGUACAUCGAGGAUCAAGACCAGUGGUGGCUUUCGGGAAUUUUCCGCGAUGUUAACCUACUCGCCUUCCCCUCCGCAGCUCGAAUUGAAGACUUCUUCGCGAAAACCGAAUUCGAUGAAUCCUACGAGGACGGUGUCCUGAAAAUCACGGUCCGCCUUACAACUAGCGAGUCAGUGGUUUUGGAAGCUACGCUGACCGACCGAAAUGGACCAGAGGGAGUUAUCGGCUCUGCGAGUGUGUCGCAAGUCGAGAGUGGGGAUGCGAUCUUGGAUAUUCCUGUGAAGCGCCCUGAACACUGGACGGCAGAGACACCAUAUCUAUACGAUCUCACUCUAAGUCUACAGACUUCAUCGGAUAAGAAAGAUCUUCAAAAGAUACACCAUCGUGUUGGAUUCCGCCAGGUUGAAAUAAAGAAAGGAAAUAUUACCGUCAAUGGCAAGGCCAUCCUCUUCCGUGGUGCCAACCGCCAUGACCACCACCCCCAAUUCGGUCGUGCUGUUCCCCUGUCGUUCCUUCGCGAGGAUCUCCUUAUUAUGAAGCGUCAUAACCUCAAUUCACUGCGAUGUUGUCAUUACCCAUCGCACCCCCGACUAUACGAGCUUUGUGACGAGCUUGGUUUAUGGGUGAUGGACGAAGCGGAUUUGGAAUGUCACGGAUUUUACGAUGCGGUCGCACGACCUCUCGAUAUUCCAGAAUCAAUGGACUACGAAGAGCGCAAGAAGCUGACCUUCGACCAAGCCGCUCAAUACACUAGCAACAAUCCUGAAUGGAAGGACGCAUAUCUGGAUCGUGCAAUUCAGAUGGUCCAGCGUGACAAAAAUCAUCCUUGUAUCGUGAUUUGGUCUCUCGGAAACGAGGCAUUCUACGGCCAGAACCACCAGGCUAUGCAUGAUUAUAUCAAGUCUGUCGACCCGAGCAGGCCCAUCCACUACGAAGGGGACCCCGAGGCAAAGUCCGCCGACAUGUUCUCUUACAUGUACCCAUCUGUCAACCGAAUUGAAAAACUGGCGGUGGCAGAGGGUGAUGACUUUGAGAAGCCCAUUGUACUCUGCGAGUAUGGCCAUGCGAUGGGAAAUGCCCCAGGCGCCCUGGAAGAGUAUAUGGAAGCUUUCCGAACCCAUCGACGACUGCAAGGCGGAUGGAUCUGGGAAUGGGCAAACCACGGCCUCUGGGAUGAAGAACGGGGAUUCUACGGAUAUGGUGGAGACUUUGACGAUUUUCCCAACGACGGUAUUUUUGUUAUGGAUGGGCUCUGCUUUAGCAACCAUACUCCGACUCCAGGCCUCGUUGAGCUACAAAAGGCCUACUCUCCAGUUCACGCGUUUUACGCCAACGGUUCGAUCUCCAUUGAGAAUAGAUACGACUUCACGGAACUGGCGCAUCUUCAGGCCUUAUACCGCAUUGAAUCAUUCGGUGAAGAGACAACCAUCAUGUCCACAGGUAGUCUCAAAGUUCCUUCAGUGAAGGCGGGGCAGAGUGCAAGCAUCGAGUUUGCUCAAAAUCUACCCAGCCUUCCUGGAGGUGAAAUUUGGCUCACUGUCAGCUUCCAGAACAUCCAAUCUACCCCCUGGACCCCGAGUGGUCAUGAAGUUGCUUGGUUUCAACACCCUCUGAAAACUUCUUCGAUCGGUCCUUCUCUUUCUCCUCGGUUCCCUAUGCAGACCAGUUCCAACUGUUCCAGCCACACCGUGACAGGCUCGGACUUUGAAAUUUCUUUUUCACGUUCCACCGGUGGCUUGACAAGCUGGACCUCUAGGGGGCAUCAGCUUCUGGAUCCUGAUCUGAAAACAGCCACUGCCUUAGCACCAGGCUUUUGGCGACCUCCAACCGACAAUGACACUAUGUCAUCAGAUCUAGAAGAAAGGAAGAGAUACGGACUGGAUGAUAUGAGAGUCCAGCUUCGAAGCAUCAAGAAUUCUAAAGUCGAGGGUGACUCCGCGCAAAUAGUGACCGAAACUUGGGUGGGGCCACCCGUUCUUGCAUGGGGCUUCCAAGUGACAACAAACUAUACUGUUACCGGAGAUGGAAAGCUUUCUGUGACCUCAUUGGUGAAGCCUCGAGGGUCUCUUCCCAAAGAUCUUCCACGACUAGGCCUGGACUUGCGUCUCGCCGACCAGUUGGACAACGCCAAAUGGUUUGGUCUAGGACCAGGGGAGUCAUACCCAGACAAGAAACGAUCUCAAAAGCUCGGAAUCUAUAAAGCUACCACUGAACAGCUUCACACACCAUAUGAAGUCCCUCAGGAGGGCGGAAACCGAUCCGAGACCCGUUGGUUGCAGCUGAGCGAUAAUCGUGGCUGGGGCAUCAAGGUUUUCAGAGACUCCGUGCAUACAGACAAGGACCCUACAGUCCAAUUCCACUGGGCCGCAUCUCGCUACAGCGCGAAACAGAUUGAAUCAGCAAGACACCCAUGUGAUCUUGUUCCUGAAAAGACAGUUCAUGUGAGACUCGAUGCUGAAUGCAGCGGAGUGGGAACUGGUGCUUGUGGGCCGACUACCCUGGACAAGUAUCUCGUCGCUUGUGAAGAGAGAGAGUUCAAAUUUACUCUGGUUCCAUUUUUCAGCGACGGAUUCUGA